Glycine soja is the source of this 2925-nucleotide messenger RNA. Its product is annotated as aspartyl protease family protein 2-like. Gene Ontology annotation, cellular component: cytosolic large ribosomal subunit; ribosome. Gene Ontology annotation, molecular function: aspartic-type endopeptidase activity; structural constituent of ribosome. The transcript is spliced from 6 exons. NCBI's taxonomy places the organism in Eukaryota, Viridiplantae, Streptophyta, Magnoliopsida, Fabales, Fabaceae. Gene Ontology annotation, biological process: translation; proteolysis. The coding region runs from base 436 to 2709 and encodes 757 amino acids. The record is from RefSeq and is a predicted model, not a curated record.
UCGGGCUCAACCUUUGACAUUAGGCUUCCAAGUCUUUCUCAUUGUUGUUACUAAUAAAGUCACACCAUUGAAAGCUCAGAGGCACACCACCUUACUUCUCAAUCCUUCUUUCUUCCUUCUCUCACCGUCAAAAACAAUUCCUCAUCUGCCAAAUCCAAUGUUUUUGCCUCAAAACUCAUAAGUUCACAUUUUUUAAAAUUUUCCAUUUACUUUGCCUAUCCUCAUCUUCAUUCAUUUUCCUCUUGUUUUAAGGUUUUGCUUCUGAUUGAUUGAUUGAUUGCCUUUGAGAGAAACUUGUGAACUCAGUUCUUUCUUUCUUUCACCCUCUUGGGUAAGCUCAGAAACUUCCAUAAAGAAACAGAUUUUCUCCCUAAAAUUCUGUUAGGUGUUUGAUCUAGGAUUUUCAUUGGGUCCAGGAAGGAGGAUAUCAUUGCUAUGAUUUUGAAGGUUUCUCUCAUUGUGGUUCUCCUAGUGAUAUGCUCCUGUGUUGUGGAAGCCAUUUCUAGGAAUCACAAUCAAAAUCCCAACCACAACAAUAUCAACAAAAAUGGAUCUUCUCUGGCUGCAAUAAAGUUUCCUGAUUAUCCAAGUUUCAAUGAUGUCUCUUCUUCAGGGGACGAUUGCAGCUUCUCAAAUUCUGAGCAACUCGGACAUUCUGGACCUACCAUGACAUCGGGUGAAGAAACUGAUGAAGAGAGUGAAGCUUUUCCAGCACAAAAACCACACCAGAAUUUGGUGAAAUUCCACUUGAAACACAGGUCAGGGAGCAAAGAUGCUGAGCCGAAACAAUCUGUGGUUGAUUUCACACUAAGUGAUUUGACCAGAAUUCAGAACCUUCACAGAAGGGUCAUAGAGAAGAAGAAUCAAAACACCAUUUCAAGGCUGCAGAAGUCACAGAAGGAGCAACCAAAGCAGUCCUACAAGCCGGUGGUUGCUGCUCCGGCAGCUUCACGGACAACAAGUCCAGUUUCGGGGCAGCUUGUGGCAACCUUGGAAUCCGGGGUGAGUCUUGGCUCUGGAGAGUACUUCAUGGAUGUAUUUGUGGGGACACCCCCUAAGCAUUUUUCUCUGAUACUUGAUACUGGUAGUGACCUUAAUUGGAUUCAAUGUGUUCCAUGCAUUGCAUGUUUUGAGCAAAGUGGGCCAUAUUAUGACCCCAAAGAUUCUAGCUCUUUUAGGAAUAUAAGCUGUCAUGAUCCCCGGUGCCAAUUGGUUUCAGCCCCCGAUCCACCUAAGCCUUGCAAGGCUGAGAAUCAGAGUUGUCCAUACUUUUAUUGGUAUGGUGAUGGUUCCAACACAACUGGGGAUUUUGCAUUGGAAACUUUCACUGUUAAUCUCACCACUCCUAAUGGGACUUCCGAGUUGAAGCAUGUGGAGAAUGUGAUGUUUGGAUGUGGUCAUUGGAAUAGAGGCCUAUUUCAUGGUGCUGCUGGUUUGUUAGGAUUAGGGAAAGGACCAUUGUCAUUUGCUUCUCAGAUGCAAUCUCUCUAUGGUCAAUCCUUUUCCUAUUGUCUUGUGGAUAGGAAUAGCAAUGCAAGUGUUAGCAGCAAAUUGAUUUUUGGUGAGGACAAGGAGCUGCUCAGCCACCCCAAUUUGAAUUUCACUUCUUUUGGUGGUGGGAAAGAUGGUUCAGUUGACACAUUUUACUAUGUCCAGAUAAAGUCUGUUAUGGUUGAUGAUGAGGUGCUGAAGAUACCUGAGGAGACUUGGCAUUUGUCUUCAGAAGGUGCUGGUGGUACCAUAAUUGAUUCUGGCACCACAUUAACAUAUUUUGCAGAGCCUGCUUAUGAGAUUAUCAAGGAGGCUUUUGUGAGGAAAAUUAAGGGCUAUCAGCUUGUUGAAGGCCUUCCUCCUCUAAAGCCAUGUUACAAUGUGUCUGGAAUUGAAAAGAUGGAGCUACCUGACUUUGGAAUCUUGUUUGCUGAUGAAGCAGUGUGGAAUUUUCCAGUGGAGAAUUAUUUUAUCUGGAUUGAUCCUGAGGUUGUUUGUUUGGCUAUUUUGGGGAAUCCUCGAUCUGCCCUUUCAAUAAUUGGAAACUAUCAGCAGCAGAAUUUCCACAUACUGUAUGAUAUGAAGAAAUCCAGACUUGGCUAUGCACCAAUGAAGUGUGCUGAUGUUUAUUUGCUUAAGGACUUUAUUAGAGAUUUAGAGUGGCAUUCGAAAUCGGUGAAGAUGGUUGCUAUGAGGUUUCAUCAGUACCAGGUGGUGGGAAGGGCUCUUCCUACCGAAUCCGAUGAGCAUCCUAAGAUCUACCGCAUGAAACUCUGGGCAACUAACGAGGUCCGUGCCAAAUCCAAGUUCUGGUAUUUUUUGAGAAAAUUGAAGAAGGUUAAGAAAAGCAAUGGGCAAGUGCUAGCCAUAAAUGAGAUUUUUGAGAGGAAUCCUACCAAGAUUAAGAAUUAUGGAAUUUGGCUGCGGUAUCAGAGUCGUACUGGGUAUCACAAUAUGUACAAGGAAUACCGAGAUACUACUCUGAACGGUGCAGUUGAGCAUAUGUACACCGAAAUGGCGUCUCGACAUAGGGUGAGGCAUCCAUGCAUCCAGAUAAUCAAGACUGCCACCAUCCCAGCUAAGCUGUGCAAAAGGGAGAGCACCAAGCAGUUCCACAAUUCUAAAAUCAAGUUCCCAUUGGUGUUCAAGAAGGUUAGGCCCCCAACUAGGAAGCUGAAGACAACAUACAAGGCAUCCAGGCCAAACCUGUUUAUGUGAUUCAGUUAAUGGGAUUUCCCUGUUUCUUGAUUCAUUUAAAUAGGAAGAGCUUUAGAGGUGAUCAUGUAGUGACAAACUUUGUUUCCCUGAAGAUUUUGUUUUUGAAAGAUGGUGUUUUAUUUAAUUUUAUAUUUUUGCAGAGUUGUCUAUUUUACUUAUUCCGAUGUAUUUGAUCAAGGUUGCUUUUGAAUUUAGUGAUUACUUUUUUUGUUUCGA